Molecule: messenger RNA, 741 nt
Organism: Scaptodrosophila lebanonensis
Lineage: Eukaryota; Metazoa; Arthropoda; Insecta; Diptera; Drosophilidae
Exons: 1
Coding region: 1-741 (246 amino acids)
Source: RefSeq, a predicted model, not a curated record
AUGCACGUCUUCCAACUGCUUCUAAGCUGCUCUAUCUUGAGUUUAGCCCUAGCCCGCCCCCAAUACGGCUAUGAACAACCACUGAGCAUUGGAGGUGAUAGUGGUCAGCUAAUCAGCAGCCCAAAUAACGGUCAAUUGUCGCUAGGUCUGCCGCUGGCGCAUCGUGGAGGCGACAAAUAUCUGCCACCAGCAGCUACAACACAGGCGCCAAUCAUCAAUAAGAAAUUCUAUCUAAUCUCGGCACCGGAAGAUCACAACAAUGACAACAAAGUAAAGCACUUGGUGCUGGGCAGGCCACAGAAAAAUUAUCGGGUCGUUUUCAUCAAGGCGCCGGCGGGUGAUAACGCCAAUGUGAAAUAUUCAGCUGAAUUUGCGCCACAGGAGGAGAAGACUGUUAUCUAUGUGCUGAGUAAGAAGGACAAUGAUGUGGAUGCCAAUGACAUCGCAACGCCGGCGCCUACACAGCCAAGCAAGCCAGAGGUCUUCUUUAUCAAAUACAAGACCGAUGAGGAGGCGCAACAGGCGCAAAAGGAGAUCCAAGGACAAUACGAUAAAUUGGGCGGCACCAGCGAAUUCCAGGAGGAGAGUAAUGCGCCAAUUACCUCAAUCAUUGGCUCUUUGGAUGGCCUCAAUCCCGAUGGUAGCUACAACUAUCGUCAGAUAAAUGGCGGAGGCAGAAUUGGUAAUCGUCCCGUCGCCCAGCCCAGCCCUCAAUAUUUGCCCAGUUCAUUAAAUCAUUAG